UAUAGUCACAUCCUGCCUGCCUUAGAGGAAAUGUACCUGCUCUGCUCUGCACAACUGUUGCGGUAUAGUAGGUUGUUGUUAUGAUGAUUGGUCUAAUAGGCUAUAGCACAGUUGUUUUUUGUCCUAAAUAAAAAACUGUCCAGCAGUAAUUCAGAUUCAGCACUAUGCUUCAGAGGAAACCGUCAAAUGUCUCAAACAAAGACCCAAAGAGCAAGACAAAACCAAAGGUGAGAUCUUUUAAAUGUCAGGUUUUUUGGGGGUAAAAUCUGCUUUUCUAUUUGCUGCUAUCCAAUGUAAUAACAAAAAGCAACAUUUUAUACACUACCGGUCAAAAGUUUUAGAACACCUACUCAUUCAAGGGUUUUUAUUUUAUUUUUACUAUUUUCUACAUUGUAGGAUAAUAGUGAAGACAUCAAAAUGAUUAAAUAGCACAUAUGGAAUCAUGUAGUAACCAAAAAAAUUUAAACAAAUCAAAUAUAUUUCAUAUUUGAGAUUCUUCAAAUAGCCACCCUUUGCCUUGAUGACAGCUUUGCACACUCUUGGCAUUCUCUCAACCUGUUUGGUUACUACAUGAUUCCAUAUGUGUUAUUUCAUACAAUGUAGAAAAUAGUACAAAUAAAGAAAAACCCUUGAAUGAGUAGAUGUUCUAAAACGUUUGACCGGUAGUGUAUGUCUUUAACUGGUUGGGCAUUUUGUUUGACAUUUUUAAAACUGCGUGUAUUACAAUAAAUUGAAAUGUUCUAAAGCAUAUUUCCAAACAUUGGGCUGUAUUAUGCACAUAACUCAGGAUAUUAAAGGUGAAGAUUCACUCAAAAGAUUUGAGCAUAGUGCUGAUGAGUAGAGGGAGUUUUAGGAAGAUCAGGAGGACUAGAAUGUGCUAGAACAGUUGUUACCCCCACGCAUCACGUCUAUUUCUAUGGGCACAAGCACUGUCCAUGACACAAACUGUUCACACCCCUUUUGUUGGCGGAGAGAUAAUUUUACAGGUUUAAAGCUUAUUUCCUGCAAUUCUAUCAAUUUUGCCAUGGGCUGAUAUUUGUUUUUGCAAUGUUCUGCAAUUCUCCACAUUUUGCCAUGGGGUGGAGAGAACAUUUUGCAGUUUUAAAGCUAAUUUCCUACAAUUCUACACAUUUUGCCAUUUCUUAUUAGUGUUCUGUGUGACUCAAACAUUACAACAAAAUCAAUGGGCAAAAAAACCUAGCUAAAAAACAUUAACUGACAUGGGAUAGUUGAUCUGGACAUUUCUGAUGUUACAAAUAGAUCUCCAAGGUCUGCAAUGACUGACAUGACAAGAAGAAAACAGCUGAUGCACUACCCAAUUUUAGCCAAACUUUCUUUUUUUGUGUGGGGGGAGGGGGGAUUCCGCGCACCACUGCCGACCCCUCGUGCCUCCCCUAAGGUGCUCGCCCCACAGUUUGGGAACCACUCUGCUAGAAUAAUAAAAUGCAUAACAAUAACAAUAUUAUACAUAACACGAAUACAACACUGAACAAAUAAAGUAGCAAAAUAAUAACAUAAAAUACUAUAAUAUUCAAUGUAUUCAUUGGGAUUUAGCAUAAGAGAUACAUUUACAUGACAUCAAUUUAUGGAAAAUGGCCAACCAUAACUGAUACAAACCUCAUUAGCUGCAGUGAAGCUGAGCACAACUCAGCACUCACCCAUUACCAUACAGUAAUACUCAUAAUGCUCAUGAUAUCAGAGUCCAAACUGAAUCUGCAGUUACAUCAUCAAAUCCAAUCCUAAACAAAUACAACAUUAGAUACAAUUCAGUACAAAAAAGAUCAAGAAAAAUCUCAAUCCAGUGGAUAAAAUGCCGUAAUAGAGCCUGGUGGUAAUACAGACAGUACUAUGUAAAUACAUGACCAGAGGAACAGCAGAUUAGAUGGUUUACAGGGUAUAGGCCUACAGACAUGACUGCUCUGAGUUCUACAUAAACACUGCAGCCAGACAACAUGUGUCCUGCUGUUACCAUCCAAAACACAUUUUAAUCCGUUAAUCUCCCAUCUCACCCAGCGCUCCACUAGCUUUGGCCGAUUUGACACCUUCAGACACCAACCAGCCCCAGUGAAGCCAGAGGAAAAUGGCAAUUCUUUGGUACGUGAAGCAUCUGUCUGAUUUUGUUAGCUACUUCAACCAGUAAUUCCUUAUAAGUGACACUGUAAACUUUCUUAAUUGUUUCAACAUUAGUUUUCAACAUUUGUUGAAAUAUUUUUUUUAAUUCAAAUUAAAUUGAUUAAUGUUUCAAGUCAGCAGGGCUGACUCAAGAUUUUUUAAACACUUCUAACUUUGGGCUUUGUAUGCUGCUGUAUCGUAGUUUAAGCAUGUCAACCAUGUAACAACAUGUGUGUGUUAAUAUGUGUGUAGUUUGCAGAGGAAGAGCAGGUUGUCAGUGGUGACCAGACCAGAUCAGGAGGUAUAGGGAAGAAGAUGAAGGCCAUCUCACUUUUGAUGAGGAAGAGAAUGGGCAGGAAUUAUACCAAAGCCCUGUCAGAGGAAAUGGUGAGUAAGCGGAUCACGUUGUGUCAUACAGAUCAGGCCUCAACAUUCAGUGUACCACAGACCUUGGAUAAAAGCCAAAAGAGGGAAAUUAAAGUUUAACGAAAAGAAAGCUGAUGUCCAAAUGCAGAGGUAUGGGCUAGUAUGUAGAAAAUUAACAGUAACACCACACAAACUGUAGGAACAGACCCCCUGCGUAAUAAGGAUCAAGUCCAUUCUUCUAUGUAGCAAAAUAAUUGAGCAACACAUGAAUGAACAAUAGAAUCCCAACAGAACUGGAACCUUGGAAGUGUACAGAAUGAUAAUACAGUGAUAAUACAAUACAGUGAUAAUACAAUACAGUGAUGAUACAGUGCAUGGCUUCUCAGGAGGAUCCUCAGGAGGAUGACAUGUAAGGAAAGGAGGAUUAUACUGUAAAUUAUGACGAACAAGCAGUGCGUGCGUGGGUAAAAUCACUGGGGAAGCCAAGCCAGAAAAAGAAAGCCAUAUUACAACCUAUGUGUUGUGAUAAUUGCGUUGUUUGCUCUAUAACCUGUUAGUUCAUAUGCCUUGUGAUUGUGAUAUAUAGGUUUAAGGCCGAGACAUUAAGAAGAUACAGUGGCAGAAUAAGUUCAACCACACCUUUUUUUCUUUACGAAACCGGAGAGCAACCUCUGUCCGGUGAAGUCCACAAUGUCACGUUUGUUUUUAGAAGGAUUUGACCAAGGUGCAGCGUGGUAUGCGUACAUAAUCGUUUAAUAUAUUAAACACUGACAAAACAACAAAAGCAACGUAACGUGCAGUUCAAAAGGCUAAACAUACAACAAGCCAAACUGAAACAAGAUCCCACAACUAAAGGUAGGCAAAAUGGCUACCUAAGUAUGAUCCCCAAUCAGAGACAACGAUCGACAGCUGCCUCUGAUUGGGAACCACACCCGGCCAACAUAGAAAUACAUAACAUAGAAUUCACACCCUGACCGAACAAACUAGAGAAAACCGGGCUCUCAAGGUCAGGGCGUGACACACAAAGCAUAUUGCAUGUAUCAAACAGUUACAUGACCUACAGCAUGGUCAAGCAAGUUCAUGUUUCCGACAUUUUCGGACUACUAAACAACUAUUGAUUUAGAACCACAGAGAGUUACCGCAAGUUGCAAAGAAAACAGGAGCUGCCUCCACUAUUCCAGCACCAUUUCAACUUCAGCAUCAUCAUAUCACCUAUGCUUAGUCUAAUACAGUGACAACUAAAAGAUACCUAAAAAGAUUUAGUCCAAUCAACUUAAGCUAAAUAUGAUGUGGCUGUCCAUGGUUUAGAUUUCUCUGUGUGCGUGCGUUUGUGCAAGUAGAAAAAACAUGUUGACUCACCCUACUUGUAGAGAAACGCCAAUGCCAUCCUCCUCUCUUUCAUGUUGAUAAAACGGUCUAUGACUCUGUCAUACAGUAAACGCUUUCAUUUUUUGUUGUCCUAGGCUACCUGGCUAAAAUGGAUGCUCGCUAGCCUAACUUCCUUCCUUUCAUGGGCAAAAAUGUGCCAGGCCAGCUAGUUAACAUUAGCCUACUACAUCUAGCUACAUAUUUAACUUCCAUCCUCUCAGGCCAGGGGCACAAUGUAUGCAUUUAUGGUUGGAUCAGAAUAUAAUCAUUGGCCAGUACGGAGAAUUAAGUAAAACCACAAGUCCAAAUCCCUAUCUCCAUCCAUGGCUAAUUUAGGAAAGGGCCAAUUUGUGCUAGUUAGCUAGCCACCAGAUGACAACAACACAACAAGAUGCAACAAUUCAAGUUUUUUCCUGUCAAUGACGUUUUGCUCUCGAUGUGAUGUGAUUGGAGUGAAGCCAAAUCUGGCUUCCCUUGACACUUUUUUUGGUGCACCAGGACCAUUCACAGUUGAGCUCACUCAGUUUAACUCAAAGCUUAUUGGCUAUUAUUUUAUAUAUUUUUUGUAUCAAGGGAGGCCAAAUGCUCACUGGCUUCCCUUGCAUUCAACGCUACGGGCGGCAAACAAUGUCAUACUCUUUUUGACCAGCAUCAGAUAGAUGGCCUACACAUACAGAGACAAGAGACAGAGGAGCACUGUUUCGCUUGAUCUGAUGCUUUCUCAGGUGAGAUACAUUCGACCUCUUGCGAAUUGAAGGAAAAAUAUUUUUUCUUGGUAAAUUUUUUGGGGAAGCCUGGCUUCCCUUGGCAUCCAUGAAAGAUAAUGAGACAAAGACUCAUUACCACAUCACCUGGUCACCAAGUUAUUUGUGGAGCUAAAAAUAAGCACCUCUUCUCUCACAGUGAGGACCAGGGAGGUACAGUCAGAGCCUAUGGUGGAUUACACACACCUCAUGGCCAUGUCAAGUCUCAGUUAUAAAUGGCAAGGUAGUUCUGUGUGGAUUAAGGACUCUUGGCAGAAGAGAGGAGAGGAGCUCUUCUGUGCCCUUGCAUAAACUGCCUGGGAUACUGAGCCGCUUUGGCACAUGAGAAAUUAAACACGGAAUAGCUUAGAGCCCUGCCCCGACCCAGCCCUCUGAUUGGUUUAGCUUUCUCCUGUUCUUCCUCCUCAACCGCCACGCUGUGAGAUGAGAUGAGAUGGGAAGUGACAGCAUAAGGAGAAAAGGAGGGCAAAGAAAAUGAUAAAACGUGACCUGUUCUGUUGUUUUUUACUGUGUAGGCCGACGAGAUGGAGAGAGAUGAAGAAGGAGAAGGGGAUAUUGUUAAUGGCAUCCAUUUAUUUCCAAAAGGACACAGAAAGUCCAGUCACUCUCUGGAAAGUCUCUACAUUCUCAACAGUGGACACAGCUCCUCCAGUAAGCUCCUUGGGCACACAGCCAACACCUUACUGAACUAAUUAAGUUCCCUUUCACUCUUUACUAAUGCAAUUUUAGUUUACUCUGCGUUACAGUAAAGCAUGUUACACAUUGUGGUUGAUAAAAAUCAAGUGUGGAUCCCAAUCUACUAAGGCAUGUUGUUGGACCUCGAUUAACCCAACAAGGAUGCCUGACAAACAUAAUCACAGUCAAAAGUCUAAACUGACAAUAUUUCACACACUGCCAUAACUUUCAUAACUUAAUCUUCUAAUCAGCAAGUAGGCUACCAUUAGACCAGCAUCAACCAUCAUGAAUAGACAUUCAUCGCAUCAAGGAGUUGAAAACUCCCUCAGUAUGUAGCAUGAUGUACUACAGUACCCACAAUGCUCUGUGUAAAACAUUUGGCUUUGUGUUUGUAAAUAUUGUUGUGAAGCCAAACAACAUGAUGUCGGUCUCCUACCAAUCAAACUGUGUUGUGUGCUGCUGCCCAGGUGGGGUGACCAGUGGGUCAGACGGCUCCAGUAACAGAGACAGUCUGAGGCUGGACGAGGAGCUGCCCUACACAGGCCAGUUCUGUGGCAGAGCCCGGGUCCACACAGACUUUGUCCCCAGUCCCUACGACACGGAAUCACUUAAACUUAAGGUAAUUAACCUACCUGACUAAACCAGUUGUAUCCUGAUUCCUGACUGACUGAAAUAUAGCUGUGAAUGUAGAAUAAUAUAACAUAUUAUGAUAAAUUGUUAUAGACUGCCUCUUUCUCAAUUGUCAAACCUGUCAUUCCGCACAUCCUCCUGGAUUUUUAAGCAGUUGAGAUCGAGCCAAUGUCUUGCAAAGUAGGUUAUGUAGACCUAAUAGUAAAAGGCCCAAUUCUUCUUUCAGGUUGGGGAUGUGAUUGAGAUCAUCAACAAGCCUCCUAUAGGUAUAUGGACAGGCAUGCUGAACAACAAGGUGGGAAACUUUAAGUUCAUCUACGUGGACCUCAUAGUAGAGAAGGUUCCUGAACUGCCUCAGAAGAUGAGGACACACAGGAGAAGCAGGAGAACCCGUCCCAAAACGCUACAGGAGCUCCUGGAGCGCCACAAUUUGGAGGUAGACUGACUCUCUCUCUCUCUCUCUCUCUCUCUCUCUCUCUCUCUCUUCUCUCUCUCUCUCCUCAAACCUGUUACAGGUUCCCUGGAUUCUUUGGAAAAAAUCCCCAGAUAAAUUGCAUCUUUAGGGAACAAUAUGUUUCUGAUGUCAACACAGUGCUAAUAGACUGGUUUUAGUUGUGUUUUUCGUUAUAACAUGGCGACUUGCUUACCGAUUGGUAUUGUUUAUAUGUAUUGUAGGAGUAUGCCUCUUCACUGCUCCUGAAUGGCUAUCAGACAGUAGAUGACCUGAAAGAGCUGAAGGAGAAGUAUCUGAUGGAACUCAAUGUGACUGAUCCUGAACACAGACAUCGUCUGAUGGCAGCUAUCGAGUGCCUCCAAGAACCCCAAAGUGAGUCAGGGUAGUCUUCCCCCUACUUACAUUUCCAGGUGGAAUGCAAAGGCACUCACCCAGGCCUUUUGGCAUCAGAAUUGACAAUUGAAACCAAUAGAAACCCAAACUCCUUUAGGUGAGGCACAACAGUGUUAGUUCUGACAAAAACGGAAGCAUAUAUAUUCAGAUCUCCAAAGCAGAUAAGGAAGGGUAUACCGUCAGCGGAUGUGCUGUAUCAGGGCCGUGGUAUUAGGGACCCAGGUAAAUAAGCUAAUGAAAACAGGAUACCCUUACAAAAAAAUAAAAUAAAAUAAACACAUGAGGAAAAACCCAUGUGGUUUUCAGACACGUGUGACCUUUCACAUGGAUUUUCACGUGAACAAAUCACAUGUGGUUUUCAUACAUGUGUGAAGUUCCACAUUAUCAUUUUUCAUGACUCAGAUAUGUGGUUUCCCUACAUUUCAUGUGAUAUUAUAAGUCUCACAUGUGUGCUUUAGUAACCAGCGGGGUUAGAACCCAGGUCUCUCACAAGUGAAGCCAACGCGUUGACCAUUAGACCAAGAGGGUCAACACAAAUGUUGAAGUCGCAGGCCGGGCUACCUCAUCAUGUGACCAUGAGCAAAAGCAUGUCAUGUCUGUUACACUUUCACAUGUUCCUUUUUUGUCAUUUUAAUGUCAAUUUUUAACUAGGGCUGUCAAACAAUAUUUAUUUUUUUAAUCGAGUUUAUUGCAGGAUUUGCUGAUUAAUCAUGAUUAAUUGCAAAUUUAGAAUGUUCUCAUAUUUAGCUGUAAUUUAAGAUUUUUUUGGUCCAAAGUAACGGUUAGCAAAAUCAGGUUAAUUGAUAAACACACUUUCUUUAACCUCAAUGUCAACUUGUUUUGAAAUUGCAUUGUUGUUUUUAGCUGUAUAGAUGAUGUAUUUUGGAUGUUUUCAGUGUAAUUUGAACGCUUUCAGAUAAUGUGAUUAAUCACAAUAAAAAAAUAAUUGUGCACUAAAAUUACAAAAAGUGAACUGAUUAACCCACAUUAACAUGUUAAACAGGAUAAAUAAGGAGGCAUCCGAGACGCCAUACAAAAGUUAGCUAGUUAGCUACUUAGAUUGGCUAAACUCAUGUAAACUGUAAAAAUCUCACUUUUCUUUUACACGGCAAAACUGUUCAAUUAUAAAUACAAAAUUACAGUUAAACAUGUUAUCUCUAGAUUUUGAAAAUGUAACCAUGCAUUGAAACCGUAAAACAGGAUGAAAAAAUGUGGAGACACAGAGAGCUAACUUAUCUGUUCUUUUCAUUGGGCUUCUUCCAAUGGUCACUGACCAAUGUAUGAAGAAGAGAGGCGUGCGCCUGCAGCAGUAACAGUCCGAAUGAAUUUCUCAGAAAGAAGAAAUAAUUAUUUUUAACGCACUUGAAUUAUUAUACUCAGGUAGGCUAAGUAACUUUUUUAUAGAAUGGCAUUACAGAAUUUGUAAGGAGAAUAACACUGUUUCACUGCCACAUGUCAAAGUUCGAUUUUCACAUCUAUGUUUCUUACAUGUGAAACUGCAAAUUAGAAUUUCACAUGUGAACGGUUUUCACAUGUGAACUUGCAAUUCCAGAUGUGAAAGUGAGAUUUUCACACAUGAAGUUUUCUUACAUGUAAAACUGCGAAUUAGAUGUUCACAUGGGAAAAUGCAAUUCCACAUGUGAAAGUUAGAUUUUCACGUGUGAAAGUUUUUCACAUGUGAAACUGCAUAUCUCACAGGUGAAAACAUUAUAUUCUACUGACUUGAAAAGGUGGUGUUAACAUUUGAAAUGUAAUACAUGUGAACAUAUGGUUUUACAUGAGAACAACUGACCUCACGUGUCAGCUCAACGUGAAAAUGGCUAUUUCUGCAAGUUUCACGUUGUUGUUUUUUUGUAAGGGUAACCACCACUUACAGCAGGGUCGUUCCAUAUGAUUUCAAUCACUUUCUGACUGCACCCCUUUUGAUUUAAACAAAACCUUCCAUACAUGUUUUCUCAUGGUAGAAGUAGUCAGAAAGGGACUUUUUGGAGCUGAAUGCCAAAAUAUUUAGAAGAUAGAGGUGCUCAAAGUUGACCCAUUUUGCAUACCCCUUCCCUGAUGACUGAAACUAAAUUAUUCCACUGCUCUGUAGUUCGCUACAUACUUCAGUCUGAGACUGCUAUCAUUGAAGUUGUUUGUGGUGAUGUCAAAAUGUGGGGUGUUGUACAAAACAAUGUCAUCAACGAUUGGAUCAUCUCUAACCAAUCAUAGUAUUUACAUUUUACAUUUUAGUCAUUUAGCAGACGCUCUUAUCCAGAGCGACUUACAGGAGCAAUUAGGGUUAAGUGCCUUGCUCAAGGGCACAUCGACAGAUUUUUCACCUAGUUGGCUCGGGGAUUAGAACCAGCGACCUUUCGGUUACUGGCACUACACUCUUAACCACUAAGCUACCUGCCGCUAUACCCACCUGUGUUCUGGCUCUGGCCCAACCCAUUGGCUCUGGCCCAACCCAUUGGUUUCUGGGACCAAUCAGAUGGUCUAGAAUACAUUUCCAUUCUAGAAAUCGUCGGGGAGGUACUCAGAUCCAGACUCAUUGUGGAGAAUAAACUAUCGUCCGUGGAUGUGGCAUAGCAUUUGGCCGGAGCAAGGAGUUUGCUCCUUGCCUUCAUCAUUGUGAAAAAUAAAUGGUUGAGUUUGAUAUAAUUUGAAAGCUUACAAAACAAGGUUAUCAAACUAUUUUAUGAUUUAUUGAAAAAUAUGUUUUUUAAUAAAUGAAUAAAAUAAUGCUUUAACGUCAAUUAUCUAAUAUAUAUAUAUAUUUUUUUCAUAAUAUAUGUUGUAGCUUAGAUUUUAUUUAAUGCAUUUAUGUAUGGAAGGUUUCGUUCAAAUCAAAAGGGGUUUAGUCAGAAAGUGAUUUAAUUAAUAUAGAAGACCCAGUACAGAGAACAGUACAGGAUAGUUACCACAAAGAGUUCAAUAAAGUCACAGCAAGCAAUUUAGGACAGUUACCACAUACAGUUCAAUACAGUCACAGCAAGCAAUUCAGGACAGUUACCACACACAGUUCAAUACAGUCUGUCACAAGGCUGAUGUGGAUGCGGUGUUGGAGUCAGGCGCAGGACACAGAAGCUUAGUUGAUCCGACUUUUAAUAGUCACCGGAGCAAAAUUCAAAAUACAUCAAGCGAAUACGCAAAACAGUGCGUAAAGUGCGCACGGCACUAACAAAUAGUAAACUCAUACACUCAACCAACCCGACAGGAGAACAACGACACACAACUACAAACAAAAACCAGAGGAAACUUAUAGGUGACAUAAUAAAGUCGUGAUGUGGAACAGGUGCACUAAACAGACAAAACCAAACAAACAUAGAUAACAUCAAACGGUGGAAGCUAGUACUCCGGGGACGACGAACGCCGAAGCCUGCCCGAACAAGGAGGAGGAGCAGCCUCGGCGGAAUUCGAGACACAGUCACAGCAAACAGUUCAAAUCCAUUACAGCAAACAGUGCAGGGCAAAUAGAGACGGACAAAAACAGAUAACUACUACAGUUGACCAUUGUACUACAGAUGAAGAGCAUGUAAUACUGUUGAAUAGUCCAAACUGUCUGUAUUAACUGCAAGAAGUGAACUUCAGAAUGUAACAUUAAUUGUGUUCACCGCACAGUGUGUGUAAAUAACAGCAUAUCAGCCAUCUUGUCCUGGCCAUAGCUAGCUAAAGAAGAUAUCUUAUAAUAUACAGUGGGGAAAAAAAGUAUUUAUUCAGCCACCAAUUGUGCAAGUUCUCCCACUUAAAAAGAUGAGAGAGGCCUGUAAUUUUCAUCAAAUGUACACGUCAACUAUGACAUACAAAAUGAGAUUUUUUUUCUCCAGAAAAUCACAUUGUAGGAUUUUUUAUGAAUUUAUUUGCAAAUUAUGGUGGAAAAUAAGUAUUUGGUCAAUAACAAAAGUUUCUCAAUACUUUGUUAUAUACCCUUUGUUGGCAAUGACACAGGUAAAAUGUUUUCUGUAAGUCUUCACAAGGUUUUCACACACUGUUGCUGGUAUUUUGGCCCAUUCCUCCAUGCAGAUCUCCUCUAGAGCAGUGAUGUUUUGGGGCUGUCGCUGGGCAACACAGACUUUCAACUCCCUCCAAAGAUUUUCUAUGGGGUUGAGAUCUGGAGACUGGCUAGGCCACUCCAGGACCUUGAAAUGCUUCUUCGAAAGCCACUCCUUCGUUGCCCGGGCGGUGGGUUUGGGAUCAUUGUCAUGCUGAAAGACCCAGCCACGUUUCAUCUUCAAUGCCCUUGCUGAUGGAAGGAGGUUUUCACUCAAAAUCUCACGAUACAUGGCCCCAUUCAUUCUUUCCUUUACACGGAUAAGUCGUCCUGGUCCCUUUGCAGAAAAACAGCCCCAAAGCAUGAUGUUUCCACCCCUAUGCUUCACAGUAGGUAUGGUGUUCUUUGGAUGCAACUCAGCAUUCUUUGUCCUCCAAACACGAUUAGAGUUGAGUUUUUACCAAAAAGUUAUAUUUUGGUUUCAUCUGACCAUAUGACAUUCUCCCAAUCCUCUUCUGGAUCAUCCAAAUGCACUCUAGCAAACUUCAGACGGGCCUGGACAUGUACUGGCUUAAGCAGGGGGACACGUCUGGCACUGAAGGAUUUGAGUCCCUGGCGGCGUAGUGUGUUACUGAUGGUAGGCUUUGUUACUUUGGUCCCAGCUCUCUGCAGGUCAUUCACUAGGUCCCCCCGUGUGGUUCUGGGAUUUUUGCUCACCAUUCUUGUGAUCAUUUUGACCCCAUGGGGUGAGAUCUUGCGUGGAGCCCCAGAUCGAGGGAGAUUAUCAGUGGUCUUGUAUGUCUUCCAUUUCCUAAUAAUUGCUCCCACAGUUGAUUUCUUCAAACCAAGCUGCUUACCUAUUGCAGAUUCAGUCUUCCCAGCCUGGUGCAGGUCUACAAUUUUGUUUCUGGUGUCCUUUGACAGCUCUUUGGUCUUGGCCAUAGUGGAGUUUGGAGUGUGACUGUUUGAGGUUGUGGACAGGUGUCUUUUAUACUGAUAACAAGUUCAAACAGGUGCCAUUAAUACAGGUAACGAGUGGAGGACAGAGGAGCCUCUUAAAGAAGAAGUUACAGGUCUGUGAGAGCCAGAACUCUUGCUUGUUUGUAGGUGACCAAAUACUUAUUUUCCACCAUGAUUUGCAAAUAAAUUCAUUAAAAAUCCUACAAUGUGAUUUUCUGGAUAUUUUUUUCUCAAUUUGUCUGUCAUAGUUGACGUGUACCUAUGAUGAAAAUUACAGGCCUCUCACAUCUUUUUAAGUGGGAGAACUUGCACAAUUGGUGGCUGACUAAAUACUUUUUUCCCCCACUGUAUAUGUAAUCGAUAUACACUGCAAAUACACAAAGCACUGCAGAUGAAAGGAAAGGCAGAGUCGGAGUCAGGAAACAACAUUGAGUGAUGCAAGACAAGACAAGCUACUGACAGGAAAUGUCAUUUUCAGAGGUGAGACACUGUGGCUUGGGUGCUGCACUAGCCUAUCCAUCUUGUUUUUCAAGCUUAUGCAAACCUUUUCAUCUUUUGAACUUCGCUUUUCACUGUAGUAAGCAAAAGUAACAGGGUCUCACAGCUUCCACAGCCUACAUAAAGAUUGAAACAUACCAGCUACAAUAGGCAUAUUUCGGUGCUGGGGAGAAAGAGGAAACAAUGAAAAAAGUAAUUUCUACAUCUCUGAUAUUGCGGGAACAUAUUUGUGGCCAUUACUUUUGAAUAGACCAAUAUAAGCUCUCAAAGUCCCCAUGCCCAUUCCAUUCCAGGUGAUGGUCAGAAGGAGGGAGAGUUGAACCAGGAAGCCAAGUCCCCGACUGAGAGCGUUAAAGCGGACCUGAACGACUGCCCCAGAGACUCUGGCUGCUACAUCCCUUCUGACUGCUCAGACAACAGCAAGGAGGAGACAGACAUCCACCUGCCAGCACUGCACCAUCAUCCUCCCAUGGAUCAGACCUAACCACCUCCUGCAGAUAGACACUCCUAAGGGCCUGCCGCACUAGCAGAAAAUUUAUUGUUGUGGAUCGAUGCAAUUCACCCGAAUCAUGGUCUAAUGUGAAAGCCCUUUUCUUCAAGACAAGAGCACUCCUUUUUGCUUUCAUACUGCAUUUAGUAUCUGUAGCCUAUGUGGCUGUCACUGCAAUUGUUAUGUAUGAAGCUACUGUACACAAUUUCCUGUUCUAGUGAGUUGGCUUGGUGGCUGAUUUGUAAAUGUUAAUGAUGAUGUAACCAAAGCCUUUACAGCUGUUCAAAUCACUCUGUCAUUGGACCUGUGAA
This is a messenger RNA of Coregonus sp. 'balchen', 12994 nucleotides long. Lineage: Eukaryota; Metazoa; Chordata; Actinopteri; Salmoniformes; Salmonidae. The record is from the annotation of a GenBank genome assembly.